Paralichthys olivaceus (Japanese flounder) is the source of this 1089-nucleotide messenger RNA. It is a transcript of the gene cfd, whose product is annotated as complement factor D (adipsin). Gene Ontology annotation, biological process: proteolysis. NCBI's taxonomy places the organism in Eukaryota, Metazoa, Chordata, Actinopteri, Pleuronectiformes, Paralichthyidae. Gene Ontology annotation, molecular function: serine-type endopeptidase activity. The record is from RefSeq and is a predicted model, not a curated record.
ACAGACACACACUGUUUUCACUUCAGUCAAACCAACAUCAUGGCGUCGGGGAGAGAAGUGUUCGUGGCUGCCGCUGUUUUUGUUGCUUCCCUCAUUUCACACAGUGAGGGGAUAAUUGGGGGCAGAGAGGCAGCGCCACACUCUCGACCUUACAUGGCCUCCAUCCAGAUGCCGGAGGGAGUGAACCUGACACAUGAAUGUGGAGGGUUUUUGGUCGCAGAUCAGUGGGUGAUGACGGCAGCUCACUGUCUGCCCACCGGUCCGAACGGGAGGAAAGUCGUGCUGGGUGUUCAUUCUCUGAAGGAAGCUGAGGAAACAAAGCAAACCUUUGACAUUUUGGAGCAUUACAACCACCCAGACUACAACCCGUCAAAUUACGAUAAUGACAUUGCUUUGAUUAAGCUGGAUCGUCCAGUCAACAUCUCCGAGGCUGUUAAACUGGUGGAAUUCCUGCGAGUGGGUGGAACAAACCCCUACACUGGUGCAGAGGUGGACACAGCUGGCUGGGGUUCCGUGAACGACCUGGGGUCCAGACCCGACAAGCUCAAAGAGGUGGCGGUGGACAUUUUCAGCUCGGCUCGCUGCAAACGCAGUGACUACUACGGCAACAAGUUUACCGCCAACAUGAUGUGUGCGCACAGGGUUUGCCCAGACCCCUGUCAUCAGCCGUUCAGGAAAGAAGACAGCUGUGAUGGGGACUCUGGGGGUCCGCUGCUCUACAAUGGAGUUGUGGUCGGCAUCACUUCCAAUGGGGGAAAGAAGUGUGGCCAAAUUAAAAAGCCUGGAAUUUACACCAUCGUCUCCCACUACACUGAAUGGAUUGACAACACCAUGUCCCUGCAGCCGACUGCAGCAACAGACCAGAGCAGUUAAACAGAACAGAGCCGAGACCUGCGAUACAUUUUUUAUAUUGUUUAACAGGUUUUAUACGGACAUUUGUUUCAGUAGAAUGCAUGACUCUAGAGACAAACAUUCAACAACCAGCCACACAAACAUAUUCGCCGGAAUAAUAUCCCACUUUCUAUAUUUCACAUUUGUAUAUUUUUUUUAAACAAAUUUGUGUACGAAGAAAUCAAUAAAAUACAGAUU